Messenger RNA from Clonostachys byssicola, 639 nucleotides. NCBI's taxonomy places the organism in Eukaryota, Fungi, Ascomycota, Sordariomycetes, Hypocreales, Bionectriaceae. The record is from the annotation of a GenBank genome assembly.
AUGCGCCCUUAUAAUUGGGACGAUAUGCACCUUUUCGAUCAUGCUCAUCCAUCCGAAAAUUCCAGCCUUAUUCUCGAAUUCAAACCCAAGACAGGCCUGAAAAGGCUCUUCAGUGACGAGAGAGGGUCAUCUCACUGGCACGCAAUGAUGAGGAUCAAGGCAAAGAACGUGCCACGAUUGAUGCGGGAUGGUUUCUUCCAGUUGUCACCGAAGAAUUAUUGUGAGGGCAGUUCUGCACUCCGACUGGACGAUGCUGUAUGGCCUAAACGGCUUGGCUGCGAUGACUCUUGGAGACAGACCAGAACUUACGCGUUUAAAGAUGAAGGAGACGACCCUGAAUGGCACGCUAUACUGGCUGUGGUCUCAAAGGAGCGUUUUACAAUUGUGAAUUUCGACCUGGGAAUGAUUACGCCUGAGACGAUAAAUAUGGUCAAGGCAUAUAACUGGAAGGGGGAACAGGUCUACGAGGCCAAUCCGUCACGACCCCGCGAGAACUUCAAUCUCAUCUACCCAAAUGUGGUUUUGGGCGGGUGGUGGGGCGGGCCCCAGACGACUCCAACCCAGACACCGGCUGUACUGGACAACUGUACGGAGAAGUUGCAUGAGAAGGCCGAUGAGAAAGCCGAGGGAAAGUGGUAG